AUGGGCGACUAUUCCGAUAAUACAGAGUGGGCAGACGUGACCCCAAUCGAACUCGACGAUGGUGCGAGCUCUGACGCCAUGCCGCUGGCCACCAUCGCCUAUCCACCCGAGUACCUCGAGGCUACCGCGUAUCUGCGCGCCGUGAUGGCCGCCAAUGAGAUGUCCGAGAGGGCCUUGAAGCUCACACAAGAUGUGAUCUCAAUGAACCCGGCUCAUUACACAGUUUGGAUAUACCGAGCGAAACUCCUCUUCGCGCUGGACAAAGACCUCAAUGAGGAACUGAGCUGGCUGAAUGAUGUAUCAUUGAAAUAUCUCAAGAACUACCAAAUCUGGCAUCACCGCCAAGUUCUCUUGUCAUCAAAAGCACAUUUCCCAACCUUCCCGCCCAAGGAAGCAGAUUUCCUAAUGGAGAUGUUCGCCCAAGACUCCAAGAACUACCACGUAUGGACCUACCGCCACUGGCUAGUCCGCCACUUCAAACUCUGGGACCAACCCCGCGAGCUCGAAGACGUAGAAGCACUCCUCAAAGCCGACGUGCGCAACAACUCCGCCUGGAACCACCGGUACAUGCUGCGCUUUGGACCGCGGGAUCUAUCGAGCCCAGACGCAGGGAUGGUGAAUGCGGGGGACAUGGCCACGGCGCCGACCGAAAAGGGACGCUUACCUAUGGUCGACGAGGAUGUGGUUGAUGGUGAGCUUAAGUUCGCGCAGGAGGCUAUUUUGCGCGCGCCGGAGAAUCGGAGUCCGUGGUGGUAUGCGCGGGGUGUUUUGAGGGCUGCUGGGAGGGGGCUUGGGGAGUGGGAGAAGUUUGCUGCUGGGUUUGUUUCGGAGGGGGCCGUUAAGAGCUCGCAUGCGGUUGAGUGGUUGGCGGAUGUGUUUGCGGAGAACGGCGGCGAGGCGGAGGCGGUGCGGAUGCUUACUUUGCUCAAGGAGGAGUAUGAUCCUAUUCGGAAGAAUUAUUGGGAUUAUCGUAUUGGGAAGUUGGGACAGGGUGCUGCCGAUGUUGAUUCGAAAGUGACUUCUGUGCCGGUGAAGGCGUAA
Messenger RNA from Penicillium brevicompactum, 1041 nucleotides. RefSeq names its product bifunctional protein farnesyltransferase/protein geranylgeranyltransferase (gene ramB). The coding region runs from base 1 to 1041 and encodes 346 amino acids. The record is from RefSeq and is a predicted model, not a curated record. Gene Ontology annotation, biological process: protein farnesylation; protein geranylgeranylation. Gene Ontology annotation, cellular component: CAAX-protein geranylgeranyltransferase complex; cytoplasm; protein farnesyltransferase complex. The transcript is spliced from 3 exons. Lineage: Eukaryota; Fungi; Ascomycota; Eurotiomycetes; Eurotiales; Aspergillaceae. Gene Ontology annotation, molecular function: CAAX-protein geranylgeranyltransferase activity; protein farnesyltransferase activity.